AUGGGGCAUAACAACGAGUUCAAUCUUUUGUCGAUAAAUGUUCGUGGGAUUCGCACUUUUGAAAACCUGAAAGCUGUUUUUAGUUGGCUUGUAAAUUCCGAUGCUGACAUAUUUUUCUUGCAAGAAACAUACAGCGCAAGAGAUAUUGAAAAUAUCUGGAGAAAACAAUGGAAGGGCGAAAUGUUCUUCUCGCAUGGCAGCAAUCAUAGCAGAGGCACUGGUAAGGGAUAAUUUAGAUUUCAAAAUACAUUCUACCAAGGUAGAUUCUCAAGGUCACUACAUUUAUCUGGAGUCUUAUAUUCAUGAUUCGCCUUACUUUAUUUUAAACAUUUACGCUCCAGAUAAGUGUAGUGAACAGUUUCUCUUCUUCAAAGACUUAUCGGAUAUUCUAAAAGGUGCAAGAGUGGAACAAGAUCACCCAUUUAUGGUCGAUGGGGACUUUAAUAUCAUUCUUGACCACGUUAUAGAUGGGCAGGGCGGUAAUAGUAAAAGGAAAGACUCCGGAAAAAUUAUUAAAGACAUAUCCGCUGAGCUUGUUUUAGUGGACAUCUGGCGCAUAAGAAACCUCACAAUUACAAGUUUUACUUGCGGCGUCAUAAGAAACCAAUCAUACGAUGGCGCUUAGAUUAUUGGCUCGUAAGCGAUAGUUUACAAGAUGACAUAGAUUCAGUGGACAUUAAAACGUCAAUUAAAUCAGACCAUUCGGCAAUAAUAGAUGAUCUUGAAAAAGGGCCUAAUUUCUGGAAAUUUCGGCUUAUUGUGAACUUCUAACCACUGAAUAUGCCUAUUGGUUCGAGUAAUUCAAAGAAGUACAAGAUAAACGUGUCUUAUGGGAUUUAAUUAAAUACAAAAUUAGACAGCAAACAAUCAGAUACAGCAAAACUAAAGCCCUCGAAAGAAGAGCGAAACCACAAAAGCUUGAGGGAGAUUUAAAGUAAUGUACGGAAAAAUGCGAUUCCGAUCCGAAUACAAAUUCAAAAAACUGGAGGUACUCGAGUGUCUUCGGACGGAAUAUGAUAGUAUGUAUGAUUACAUUACACAAGGUGCGAUCAUUCGUUCUCGGGCUACUCGGUACGAAUUGGGCGGGAGAAAUAACAAAUAUUUUUUGAAUCUGGAAAACUCCAAAAGAAAGAAAAGCACCGUGCGGAAAGUGUUUAACAGGGAUUCAGGGGCGUAGCCAGGAUUUUUUCAGGGGUACGCACGAUUCCCCAAAUUAAUUAAUUUAACAGUCCGUUGUUAAAUGAAUUGAGCCAAACUGUGAACGUAAAUUAUUUAUAUUUUAACCGUGAUCGUAUCCUUUGCUUUUUCUUCAUUAUUCACUUUCAUAUCUUAUUUUAUAUUAUUAGUUUUUUCACCCUCGACUUUUUCAGGUACGCGCGUGCGUACCGUGCGUACAGGUAGCUUCGCCCCUGGCAAAGGAAAGUUAACUACAGACCCUAAACAAAUAAUGAAGGAGUUAGAAGCAUUUUAUUCUGACCUUUAUGAUGGUGGUGAAUGUUAA
This is a messenger RNA of Porites evermanni, 1501 nucleotides long. The record is from the annotation of a GenBank genome assembly. NCBI's taxonomy places the organism in Eukaryota, Metazoa, Cnidaria, Anthozoa, Scleractinia, Poritidae.